UCUAUAUAAACCUUUAAAUAAACAAAUUCAGUCUGAAAAAAAAAAUCAGAUUUAGAACUGAAGUACACAAAUAUGAGUCGCCUUGUCACAUUCUUAGCUCUUCUCUUAGUGCUCUUCAGCACCACCGUGACAGGCCAAAUACAACUAGGACAGCCAGGAGGACAGGCAGCAAUUCCAUGUAAUCAGGUGAUUAAUGAGCUGUCACCGUGUUUAUCUUACCUCCACAGUCAAUACUCCUCACCCUCGACUAAUUGCUGCCAAGGCGCUAAGUAUGUAUAUAAGCAUUACGGGAAAAGCAAGAAGAAACGACAGGGAGUUUGCCAAUGUCUCGAGUCUGUACUGCCUCUUAUAGGACAGAUUGAUGGUUCACUCAUCUCUGCUCUUCCUCAACGGUGUGGGUUGAAACUCAAACUUCCUCCCAUCAGUCAAAACUUUAACUGUUCCCAGGUUAAAUGAUCGAAACAAAGAUGAAGAAUGAGGAAGAUUUUAAUAAUUAUAGGAAAAGAAAGGUUCUAUGGAGUUGUAAUAUGUAGUAGCUGUUACAAAAUGACAAGAGUGGUACACAAAAUGUGGGAUAGAGGAUUUGAAUUCGUUCAAUAAAACAUGCUAAAUUACAGAGUUUUUUUUUUUUUUUUUUUUUUUUUUUUUUUU
Molecule: messenger RNA, 651 nt
Organism: Chenopodium quinoa (quinoa)
Lineage: Eukaryota; Viridiplantae; Streptophyta; Magnoliopsida; Caryophyllales; Amaranthaceae
Product: probable non-specific lipid-transfer protein 2
Exons: 2
Coding region: 73-456 (127 amino acids)
Biological process (GO): lipid transport
Cellular component (GO): membrane
Molecular function (GO): lipid binding
Source: RefSeq, a predicted model, not a curated record